Messenger RNA from Fulmarus glacialis (Northern fulmar), 837 nucleotides. It is a transcript of the gene DUT, whose product is annotated as deoxyuridine triphosphatase. The record is from RefSeq and is a predicted model, not a curated record. The coding region runs from base 39 to 539 and encodes 166 amino acids. Gene Ontology annotation, molecular function: magnesium ion binding; dUTP diphosphatase activity. The transcript is spliced from 6 exons. NCBI's taxonomy places the organism in Eukaryota, Metazoa, Chordata, Aves, Procellariiformes, Procellariidae. Gene Ontology annotation, biological process: dUMP biosynthetic process; dUTP catabolic process.
ACAGCAGGUCUCUCUCGCCUUCUCGUCCCCGCUCAGCGAUGCCCUCGUCCGAGGCCGUUUUACAGCCAUCCCCCAGCAAGAGGCAGAAGGGCGCGGUGCCCGGGGAGCCCACCGCACGGCUCCGCUUCACUAAGCUGUCCGAGAACGCCUCCACUCCCUCCAGGGGCUCUGCUCGGGCUGCGGGCUACGAUCUAUACAGUGCCUAUGACUGUGUGAUACCUCCCAUGGAAAAGGCUGUAGUGAAAACAGACAUUCAAAUUGCACUUCCUUCUGGAUGCUAUGGUCGAGUUGCACCACGUUCUGGUUUAGCUGCAAAGCACUUCAUAGAUGUUGGUGCUGGUGUUAUUGAUGAGGAUUACCGGGGAAACGUUGGUGUGGUACUCUUCAACUUUGGCAAGGAGACUUUUGAAGUUAAAAAAGGGGAUAGGAUUGCCCAGCUCAUCUGUGAACGCAUUUGCUAUCCUGAGCUAGAGGAAGUUCAAGCUCUAGAUGAUACAGAACGUGGAGAAGGUGGCUUUGGUUCUACUGGAAAGAACUAAAAAUUAUUUGAAUAUGCUUUCUGUAUUUUUUCUUAUUACGCUAUUUUUAAAUUUUCAUUUGAAUUAGAAGUGGGAUUUUGGAGUACAUAAAAAAAAAUGUCAAGUUUUAUUCAGACUUCUCUGUAUCUGUCCUCCCGUCUAUUUUUACAGGCAGUCUGCAUUAUGGGGAAUGUGCAUGACUGACUUGAUUGAUUAGUUGAUGGAUUAUUUUUUCUUCUUAGAUGUUCGCUCCUCAGUAAUAAGAACUCACUGUUUAUGUGCUGAUUAUACUCUAAUAAAUUAAAAAAUAACUUAAUGA